Molecule: messenger RNA, 801 nt
Organism: Mytilus californianus (California mussel)
Lineage: Eukaryota; Metazoa; Mollusca; Bivalvia; Mytilida; Mytilidae
Product: beta-1,4-N-acetylgalactosaminyltransferase bre-4-like
Exons: 5
Coding region: 58-801 (247 amino acids)
Biological process (GO): carbohydrate metabolic process; glycosphingolipid biosynthetic process
Molecular function (GO): N-acetyl-beta-glucosaminyl-derivative 4-beta-N-acetylgalactosaminyltransferase activity
Source: RefSeq, a predicted model, not a curated record
GAAUCAUUAAAUAGAACCGUAUAUACUCUAGAAGCUUUACAAACAACAUACAACUACAUGGAUCAAGGACAUUAUCGACCAGUCGCGUGCAUUCCUAGACAAAAAGUAGCCAUUAUUAUACCUUACAGAGAUAGGGAGAAAGGAUUGUUUACAUUACUAAAUAAUGUUUUACCUCGAAUUCACAGACAGAAUAUUGAAUUCGGAAUAUAUGUGGUAGAACAGAUUGCAGGUGAACUUUUCAACAAAGGUGUAUGUUUUAAUGUUGGCUUUAAAUAUGCUAUGACUCAAUAUAGAUAUGAUUGUGUCGUACUUCAUGACGUUGAUAUAAUAGCAGAAGAUGACAGGAAUUUCUUCACAUGUGGAUAUUAUCCUAAACAUCUGGCCGUGAAUGUGGAACAAUUCAAUUACACAAUGCCUUAUGCAGACUUUUUUGGAGGAAUAUCAAAUAUGCCAUCUAGUGUAUUCGCGCAAGUCAAUGGGUUUUCUAACCAGUAUGAAGGAUGGGGAUUGGAAGAUGAUGACUUUUAUCGACGAUUAACAGUUGUUCAUGGGCUGAAAAUUGAACGUCCACUGUCAAAAGUGUCGGCUUGUGCUACCGUUAAUCAUACAAAAUCGCAUCAAAAGGGCAGACCUCUUGAUAGAUGCAACAUUUAUAUCAAUCGACCACGUGGAUGGGCAUUUGACGGGUUAAGCACUUUACGGUAUAAAAUAGAAACGAUAGAGAACAAAAGAUUAUUCAGACGGAUUCUUAUACAUAUCAACACAACAGAACUGAGAAAGGUAAAUAAUAAUAAUCAAUAA